Corylus avellana is the source of this 1716-nucleotide messenger RNA. RefSeq lists its product as uncharacterized. Lineage: Eukaryota; Viridiplantae; Streptophyta; Magnoliopsida; Fagales; Betulaceae. Gene Ontology annotation, molecular function: protein binding. The record is from RefSeq and is a predicted model, not a curated record.
AUGUCGUCGGCCCGUGCUUCCCGCCAACACCUCUAUUCUUCUCUCUGUCUCCUUUCUUUCUUGUCCCUCCUCUCCAGUGUCCGAUCCGACGAGCUUCAAAUUCUCCUGAAACUAAAAUCCGCGCUCCAACAAUCAAACACCGGCGUCUUCAGCACAUGGGUACCCACCAAUUCUUCCGUUUGCCAUUUUGCCGGAAUCACCUGCAACGCAGACGGUUCCGUUAGAGAAAUCGAGCUUUCGAACCAAAACUUGACGGGGACUCUUCCUCUGGAUUCCAUAUGCCAGCUCCAAUCGCUGGAAAAGCUCUCCUUUGGGUUCAACCUUUUGAAUGGUCCGAUCACGCAGGACUUGAACAAAUGCGUGAAAUUGCAUUACUUGGACUUGGCAAACAAUUUCUUCACUGGCCCUGUUCCAGACAUAUCAUCUCUCAGCGAAUUACAGUAUUUGCACCUGAACAACAGUGGAUUCUCCGGCAGUUUCCCAUGGAAAUCGCUUCAAAACAUGAAGGGUCUUAUCCGGCUGAGCCUUGGAGACAACCCAUUGAGUCCCAGUCCAAUUCCAAACGAUGUCGUUCAGCUCACCAAGCUCGAUUGGCUUUACCUCUCGAAUUGCAACAUCCAAGGAACAAUCCCAGCUGGGAUUGGAACGCUCAUCGGGCUCAUCAACUUGGAGUUUGCCGACAAUAACAUGACCGGAGAGAUUCCGACAGAGAUUGGGAACCUCGUGAACCUCAGGCAGCUCGAGCUCUACAAUAACUCGUUCACAGGAAAACUUCCUGCGAGUUUCAGAAACCUCAAGAAGCUCGAGAAUUUUGAUGCUUCUAAGAACCAUCUCGAAGGCGAUCUGUCGAAUCUGAGGUUCUCGACCAACCUGGUGAGCCUGCAAUUGUAUAAAAACAACCUUACUGGGCAACUGCCGGCCGAAUUGGGCGAGUUCAAGAAGCUGGUGAACCUCUCUCUGUAUGAGAACAAGUUGACGGGUCCUCUGCCUCAGAAGAUUGGGUCAUGGGCAAAAUUCGAUUUCAUCGACGUGUCCGAUAAUUUCUUGACCGGUCCAAUCCCGCCAGAUAUGUGCAAGCAAGGUACAAUGAAGAAGCUUUUGGUGCUCAACAACAGAUUCACGGGUGAAAUUCCGGCCAACUACGCCACCUGUUCGACUCUAAUUCGUUUCAGAGUCCCCAAUAACCUGCUCUUCGGUACCGUUCCUGCUGGAAUCUGGGGAUUACCAAACGCGAACAUAAUCGAUAUCACGUCGAAUAAUAUCCAAGGCCCGAUUACCCCCGAUAUCAAGAACGCCAAGUCUCUCGGGCAAUUGUUUGUUGGAAACAAUCGCUUAUCGGGUCAAUUACCAGCCGAGAUCUCGGGCGCUACGUCGCUGGUCGCCAUUGAACUCAACGACAAUCAAUUCUCGGGAAACAUUCCUUCUAGUAUUGGUGACUUGAAGCAAUUGGGCAAUCUUCAUUUGCAGAAUAACAAAUUGUCCGAUUCAAUACCAGAGGCAUUAGGCUCUUGUGACUCCCUCACUGACAUAAAUAUGGCUAACAACUCGCUUUCCGGCGAACUCCCAUCUUCUUUGGGAUCUCUACCGACUCUUAAAUAUCUAAAUCUGUCCUACAACCAACUUUCCGGUGAGGUUCCGAAGAUCUUUUCGUCCCUCCGGCUAAACCUUCUCGACCUAUCUCACAACAAUUUCACCGGCCCCGUGCCGCAUUCUUAG